This is a messenger RNA of Paraglomus brasilianum, 438 nucleotides long. The record is from the annotation of a GenBank genome assembly. NCBI's taxonomy places the organism in Eukaryota, Fungi, Glomeromycota, Glomeromycetes, Paraglomerales, Paraglomeraceae.
AUGACCCUGACGAAUGAAAAGAUUCCCGUGGUGAAUAGAGUAAUUAAAAGAGGCGAAGUUUACUAUGUUAAUUUAGACGACGCCAUAGGACACGAGCAGAAAAAUGACAAGGAUACUGAAAGGCGUUUAGCCGUGGUAGUUUCCAAUAACAAGCAAAACGAACAAAAUAAAGUGGUGGUAAUUGUUCCGCUUUCCAGCAAAGUUCACAACAUCAAACCGACUUUUCAAGCACCUACCCUUUUCCAAGGCAAGCCUGGCAAAGCCAAAUGCGAACAGGUGCGGGCGGUGGAUGUAGAAAGGUUAUUAGGAGAAAAGCAAGGCAGUUUAACCGAAGCAGAAAUGGAAAAUAUUGAUAAAAAAUUAUUGAUUGUUUUAGACUUGGUGAAGUAUCUCGGUCGUCUUGGUGAAAGCAAGGGAAAGAGAUAUUAUAGUUUAUAG